Messenger RNA from Emericellopsis atlantica, 948 nucleotides. Its product is annotated as 3-hydroxyacyl-CoA dehydrogenase. Gene Ontology annotation, molecular function: NAD+ binding; oxidoreductase activity, acting on the CH-OH group of donors, NAD or NADP as acceptor. The record is from RefSeq and is a predicted model, not a curated record. Gene Ontology annotation, biological process: fatty acid metabolic process. The coding region runs from base 1 to 948 and encodes 315 amino acids. Lineage: Eukaryota; Fungi; Ascomycota; Sordariomycetes; Hypocreales; Bionectriaceae. The transcript has 3 exons.
AUGUCGGCUUCACUCUUCCGAAGACAGGCAUUGGGCACCGCCCGCUGCUUCAGCACCUCUCAACGUCGCUAUGCGGCCGAGGUGAAGAGCCUUGGUGUCAUUGGCGCUGGGCAGAUGGGUCUGGGUAUAGCUCUCGUCGCUGCGCGCGCCGCACAGGUUCCAGUGCAUCUGAUUGACAACUCGGAGGCGUCUAUCCAAAAGGCCCUUGCCUUUGCCAAGAAGCUCCUCGACAAGGAUGUUACCAAGCAAAAGCUCACGCAGGAGCAGGCUGACAAGGCACGCUCCCUGUUGGCGGCCAGCACAGAGAUGGACGACCUGAGCUCGGUCGACUUUGUCAUUGAAGCGGUGCCGGAGCUUCCCCCGCUCAAGUUCGACAUCUUCCGCCGGCUGGCGCAGAUCUGCCCGAAGCAUGCUAUUCUUGCUACGAACACGUCCUCCAUCUCCAUCACGAAGAUUGCAGCUGCGACGACCGACGACCCCACCGACACGUCAGCUUCCUCGCGCGUUGUCUCGACGCACUUUAUGAACCCGGUGCCGGUGCAGAAGGGCGUGGAGAUCAUCAGCGGUCUGCAAACGAGCAAGGAGACGCUCGAGACUGCCGUGGAAUUCUGCAAGAAGAUGGGCAAGAUCACCAGUGUCUCAGCUGAUGCCCCCGGAUUCCUGGCGAACCGCAUCCUGAUGCCGUACAUCAACGAGGCUGUCAUCUGCCUCGAGACGGGCGUCGGUGACCGUGACUCGAUCGACGCCAUCAUGAAGAACGGCACCAACGUCCCCAUGGGCCCUCUUCAGCUCGCCGACUUUAUCGGUCUGGACACUUGCCUCUCCAUCAUGAAAGUGCUGCACGGGGAGACAGGUGACUCCAAGUAUCGGCCAAGCGUUCUGCUGGGCAAGAUGGUUGAUGCUGGAUGGUUGGGCAAGAAGAGCGGCAAGGGCUUCUACGAAUACUGA